AUUUUUGAAAAAAACAUUUUUUUUCUGUAUUGUUUAUUUUUUAAUUGACACGUGUCAUUUAAGUUUGUUUUUGUUGAAAUAAAAUUUUAAAAAAAAAAAUAAUAAUUCAUCAAUUCCCUAAUAUUUUGCAUUGCCAGAAUAAUUUAAAAAUAAAUAAAGUAAAUAAAGAAAAUUACAAAAUAUUGAAAAGUUAGUGUUCAGGAAACAAAAGUGAAAAAAAAGGAAAAAAAUUCAAAGGUGACAGUAAAUUGAAACCAUGGCACCGUCAUUAAAACUUGCGGACGAUCAACGAUUUGCUCUAAUGAAGUUUAGAAGAAGCGUACAAGAUUGUUUAAAGCCCGAACAUGACGAUCAAUUUUUAUUGAGAUGGUUGAGAGCAAGAAAAUGGGAUGCAGCAGCGGCGGAAAAAAUGCUUCGCGAUUCUAUGGAGUGGCGGAAACAAUGGGACGCAGAUAAUUUGGAAAAUUGGGACCAUCCAUUAUUUAAUGUUUAUCUUCCUCAUGGAGUGUGUGGAUAUGACAAAGACGGAGCUCCAGUGGUGAUAGUACCUUUCGCUGGACUCGACAUGUAUGGAAUACUGCACGUGGUCUCAAAAAAAGAAAUGGUUAAAAUAACGGUAAAACAUUUGGAGUGCUAUUUAAAAAUUUGCAACGAACAAGCAAAAAAACAUGGCCCUAUCGCUGGACAAAUAACAAUUAUUUUUGACAUGGAGGGUUUUAAUCUUCGUCAAUAUAUGUGGCGACCGGCUGGAGAAGUUGUUUUAGCCCUAAUUCAAAUGUACGAGUCAAAUUAUCCGGAAAUUUUGAAAACAUGUUUCAUUAUAAACGCACCGAAAGUAUUCACAUUUGCCUUCUCUAUUGCAAAAAGAUUCAUGAACGAGUACACACUUUCGAAAAUUCAAAUUAUCAAAGCCGAUCCAAAUAAAUGGAAACCGGCUAUCCUUCAACUCGUAAACGCUGAUCAACUUCCUAUGCACUUUGGCGGAACACUCACGGAUCCUGAUGGAAAUCCACGACUAACGACAAAAAUUUCUCAAGGAGGCAAAGUACCGAAAAGUAUGUACAUUAAUAAAAACGAAAAGGAAAAACAAAACGAUUUUACAACUGCCACGGUGAAGAAAGGUGAAAAAUUAAAACUAGAAUUACCCGUGAACGAAAGUGGCUCAAUUUUAAGUUGGGAAUUUCGUACCGAGGAUCAUGAUAUUAAAUUUGGAAUAUUAAGAAAAACGGAAGAGGGAGGGAAAAUGGAAAUUAUUCCAAUUCAUCGAGUUUCGGCACAUCAAAUGGAUGAAAUUGGCGUUGUUACAUGCGAGGGCUCGAGUACAUAUUCAUUCGUUUUCGACAAUUCAUACAGUUUGUUGAGAAACAAAAAAAUUCAUUAUUCCGUACGAGUUUUGCCUCCAACGAACGUUUUGGAAGAAGUGAAAAAGUGAAAAGAAAAAAAAUUAUUUUCUAUUUUCUUAUCCCAUGUGCAAUUUGUAAAUAAUUUAUUAUAAGCGAAUGAAAACGAAACAAAAAAAAAGCAACAAAAUUAUCAAUGAGAAAUAAGCCAAAAAAAAAAUUUGUAGAAUUUUUUUUUUUAUUUACUAUAUGAAUAUUAUUUUUUAAGGAAUAUUAAAAAAAAGCAAGUCAUUGAAAAUAAAAA
Molecule: messenger RNA, 1644 nt
Organism: Leptopilina boulardi
Lineage: Eukaryota; Metazoa; Arthropoda; Insecta; Hymenoptera; Figitidae
Product: SEC14-like protein 2
Exons: 11
Coding region: 257-1432 (391 amino acids)
Cellular component (GO): cytoplasm
Source: RefSeq, a predicted model, not a curated record